Molecule: messenger RNA, 1023 nt
Organism: Nematolebias whitei (Rio pearlfish)
Lineage: Eukaryota; Metazoa; Chordata; Actinopteri; Cyprinodontiformes; Rivulidae
Gene: ucp1
Product: uncoupling protein 1
Exons: 7
Coding region: 1-930 (309 amino acids)
Biological process (GO): adaptive thermogenesis; mitochondrial transmembrane transport; response to cold
Cellular component (GO): mitochondrial membrane
Molecular function (GO): oxidative phosphorylation uncoupler activity
Source: RefSeq, a predicted model, not a curated record
AUGGUAGGCCUUAAACCCUCAGAUGUUCCUCCUCCUCUGGGAGUAAAGAUGGCCAGCGCUGCAGCAGCCGCUUGUGUGGCCGACAUCGUCACGUUUCCUCUGGACACAGCCAAAGUCAGACUGCAGAUACAAGGAGAGAAGCAAGCAGUGGGAGGUAUACGCUACAGAGGAGUGUUCGGGACCAUCAGCACCAUGGUCCGAACCGAGGGGCCCAAGUCUCUGUACAACGGGCUGGUGGCUGGACUGCAGAGACAAGUGUGCUUCGCCUCCAUCAGGAUCGGCCUCUACGACAGCGUCAAAAACUUCUACAGUGGAGGCAAAGACAUGGUGGGUGUGAACAGUGUGUUGGUACGAAUCCUGGCUGGCUGCACAACAGGUGCCAUGGCAGUGUCCGUUGCUCAGCCCACAGACGUGGUCAAGGUCCGGUUCCAAGCCCAGAUGAACCUGAACGGGUCGGCUCGACGUUACAGCGGCACAAUGCAAGCGUACAGACACAUCUUCCUGAACGAGGGCAUGCGAGGACUCUGGAAAGGAAUGCUGCCCAACAUCACGAGGAACGCACUGGUCAACUGCACAGAGCUGGUGACCUAUGACCUGAUCAAAGAGGCCAUCCUGAGACACAAACUGAUGUCGGACAACCUGCCGUGUCACUUUGUGUCUGCGUUCGGCGCCGGCUUCGUCACCACGGUGGUCGCUUCCCCUGUAGACGUAGUGAAGACGAGAUACAUGAACUCCCCACUGGGCCAGUACAAGAGUGCCAUGAACUGUGCCUGGACCAUGAUGACCAAAGAGGGGCCGACGGCCUUCUACAAAGGAUUUAUGCCCUCGUUUCUGAGGUUGGGAUCGUGGAACGUUGUGAUGUUUGUCUCGUUCGAGCAAAUCAAGAGAGCCAUGAUGAUCACGAAGAAGAGGAUCGAGGCGACAAACUGAGCUCCCCAAGUCAAAGUCCGACUGACGGUUGUGCCGCUGAGCAAACACUGUUAAUCCUUGUUUUAGCCGUUUUCCUUUAACGUAUCCAACAAA